AUGUUCAAAAUCUCUACUACUACUGUUAUUCCAUCGGGACCCACUACGGAACGAUGGUAUGGUCGGGACUUUCUGGACUACUAUUACUAUUAUGAUGGAGGUCCUUUUCCAAAUUGGGAAGUCGAUACCGAUUUGGUUUUUGAGAAGAGAACUCAGGAGUUGAUAGUUGAAAAAUCGAAAGAUGUUGAUUAUGGAGCAUCUUUUGUUGGAUUUUUUCUUAAUUUAAUUCAUUUAUUGAUUCUGACAAGAAAGGAGUUAAGAAAUAAUGUGGUCUUCAUAAUCAUGAUUGGUAUUUGUAUAUGUGAUUUAUUGGUUUCUUCGUGCAAUAUAAUUCACAAAACUUAUGAGAAAGUUGACAGCAGCACGUGUGGAACAAAUGAGCAAUGGUGGUUCGUUUUUAUUGAGUUGAUAGCUCUGGCAGUUCAAAAAUUCGGAAGGUUGAACUCUGCAAUUCUUGCAUUGACAAUGGCUGGAAUCCGAGCUGUCACUGUAAUGUUUCCUAUGAAUAAAGUAUCUGAUAGUCUCAUGAAACCAUCCUACGGGUUGAGAAUUAGUAUAUUUGAAUCGCUAGUUUGUGUUAUUUGGUAUAUUUUGUCAUAUUCGAGUUACAUUAUUUACAAGGGAACUGGUUUUAGAGAAGGAAGAGAGUUCGUGUGGGAAGACUCUUGUUAUUUUGCAGCAGAUAAGGGAAAUGGUCUGAAUGACUACAUAGAAGGAAUUUUCGUUUUCUUACUGACUGCAGUCUAUCUCAUCACUACUGCAACACUUCUGAUCACACUGAAACUUGCUCAGAAAUCAAGAAAAAAUUUGAAGAGUGACAAGUUGGUUUCACUGUAA
This is a messenger RNA of Caenorhabditis remanei, 837 nucleotides long. RefSeq lists its product as uncharacterized. The record is from RefSeq and is a predicted model, not a curated record. Gene Ontology annotation, cellular component: membrane. Bases 1 to 837 code for a protein of 278 amino acids. The transcript is spliced from 2 exons. Gene Ontology annotation, molecular function: G protein-coupled peptide receptor activity. NCBI's taxonomy places the organism in Eukaryota, Metazoa, Nematoda, Chromadorea, Rhabditida, Rhabditidae.